GUCUACUCUCAAACGCACGGACCCAUUCGUCAGGGAGACUGGAUGCGGUGCGUGUUUGUUGUCGUCCCGAGAUCAGGGGCCUCCUCGUCCGAUGGAACUUCAAAAAUAGCAUGGAUCGGAUCUGAGAGCACCGAAUUACUCAAGGUAAAUUAGCGCUUAAGGAAGCAACAAAGAGGUGAAAUGGUCCACCCACGAACGCAAGAGGACGAUCUGCCGGGCAAGGAUGUGGCGAAGGAGUUCUAUGCCAAGUACGAACCCAAAGAGAUCCUGGGAAGGGGCGUCAGCAGUACAGUUAGACGAUGCAUCCACAAGGAAACGGGGCGGGAGUAUGCGGCCAAGAUCAUAGACAUCAGCUCGGACACCGAAGGCGCCGGGCCAACUAGUCUUUACCAAGCAACUAAGAGGGAGAUUGAAGUUCUCCGCAAGGUGGCAGGUCAUCCAUACAUAAUCGAACUGCACGACGUGUUUGAGUCCACCACAUUCAUCUUUCUGGUGUUAGAGCUAUGCCGCCAAGGUGAACUCUUUGAUUACCUGACAACGGUUGUUGCUCUGUCCGAAAAGAAAACAAAGAGCAUUAUGAAGCAGCUGUUCGAAGCACUGGAUUACAUUCAUUCGCAAGGCAUUGUCCAUCGGGAUCUCAAGCCUGAAAACAUCUUGUUGGAUGAUAGCUUAAAUGUCAAAAUAACAGACUUUGGAUUUGCUAUUCAUAUCCAGCCUGGAGAGCUUCUAACUGAACUCUGUGGGACUCCAGGGUAUUUAGCACCCGAAUUGCUCAAGUCCUCCAUGUACGAAAGUUCCACGGGCUACGACAAGCAAGUGGACAUUUGGGCCUGUGGAGUCAUCAUGUACACAUUGCUUGUGGGCUUCCCUCCCUUCUGGCACCGCAAGCAGAUGGUCAUGCUUCGCAACAUCAUGGAAGGAAAGUAUGAGUUCUGCAGCCCUGAAUGGGACGACAUCACCGAGGCUCCCAAGGACCUGAUAAGCAAGCUGCUGGUCGUGGAUCCUGCUGCCCGCAUCGACGCCGCGGGAGCCCUGGAACACAGUUUCUUCAAGGCUGUGAAACGUGCUAGUGUAGGCGUGCCCACCGAAGCCGUAACUCAGAAAAGAAUCUUCGAUGCCAGAAAAACCUUUCAGUUUGGCAUCUUGUGUAUCCGAGCACUGGUACGCAUCCGGCGACUACGCUUCACGCCGGAGCCGCUGAGCCUCAUCCUGGCGAGGACUGACCCUUACCGCAUCAAGACGCUUCGCAAGGUGAUCGACGGAUGUGCCUUCAGGGUGUACUGUCACUGGGUCAAGAAGGGAGAGGUGCAGAACCGGGCGGCGCUCUUCGAGAACCACCCCAAGAUCGAGCUGCGCCAGAUGUACGAAGAAACGCUCGUGGCUGCAUAGACCUCCCCGGUUCCGUCCAAGAGCUACGACGGCUGGUUCGGAGGAACCUGCGUCCACCUGCCGUCGUCACUUCCGCCUUUCGUUCGUCACGCGCCGACCCCCCGUUUGUCCGUUGACAGCGCGGCAGUGGGAUUGCAGCUUUUGUUGCAGGCAGCUCUCGGACACUGCUUGUAAGCAGUGUCCGAGAGCUGAAUGAAUCUGAUACCCCAAAAGUCAUUGUCACGAUGUUUUCCGGUCUUCCCUCGUAUACAACGAGAGUUUAUCGAUUCUGUUAAGGUCAAAUCUGGAGCAAAAACUGUUCUGUUUUUCUUUAGAUGUACAUUGUGUAGGAUUGAAGUGAAGAAAUCCGUUGUAUAUUAAAUUAUGCCAGCCUAGGUACAGAGCGGUCCCUGGUGGUCCUCGCUGCGCCGGCUGCUGGCGCCUGUGAAAGCUUGGCACAGACGCAGCGAGCGCGAGGCAGCUCUUGCCACACCUAGUCUGCUACUCCACGGUACGGCACAAUGAGCGAAAGGGCGGCGCAGCUGCAGACGACGCUUUGCAUGCACCGCCUCUGGAGCCCGCUGCGUCUGCGCCAAGAGCAGUGGGGAGCGCCGGCCACGCGUUCCGGUGUCCCCUUUAAAAGCUGACCGCCCUGUACGUCUGCUGUAGUCUUGUUUUGAUUAUUUUGAAUAGCGAAGGAAACGCAAACCUACAUGCCACAAUCACUUCCAGACACCAUCCGCACAAUUAAACGCGAGUGUGGGUUGCGUUGGAUUUCGGUCGGCUAUCUCGUCGGUGUGUGCACAUUUGGGAGGGUCUACCUUUUCCCAGGUGAGUACGAUUAUGCCAAGCCAGUGUGUUUGGCACAACAGGAAGCAUUUGAAGGUGACAGUUUUGAACUUUGCGCUCUGGUGCUGCCUCGAUGCAAUCGGGCUCAGCCAAGCUAUUAGUAUACACCAUCACGCCUGUCCUAUGUUAACUUGCACAAUCUUUCAGUUUGCUCCUUGUGGCCUCAUGGCAGAUGUUCAUUGGUCCACAAUUGUAUGCAAAGUGCUACCAAAUACGGUUUGAGUGUAUGAAAGGUUUAUGCACAUAUUUAUCUCUUGUUCUCUGGAGUUCUCAGAAUUUCCUCGGCAUGUUGAAAUUUAGUGACUUGUAAAUAUGGAAGAUCAACGUAUAAAUAAACUUGAGAAUCAACA
This is a messenger RNA of Ixodes scapularis (black-legged tick), 2567 nucleotides long. It is a transcript of the gene PhKgamma, whose product is annotated as phosphorylase b kinase gamma catalytic chain, liver/testis isoform. The coding region runs from base 181 to 1389 and encodes 402 amino acids. The transcript has 15 exons. NCBI's taxonomy places the organism in Eukaryota, Metazoa, Arthropoda, Arachnida, Ixodida, Ixodidae. Gene Ontology annotation, molecular function: phosphorylase kinase activity; ATP binding; calmodulin binding. The record is from RefSeq and is a predicted model, not a curated record. Gene Ontology annotation, biological process: protein phosphorylation; glycogen biosynthetic process. Gene Ontology annotation, cellular component: phosphorylase kinase complex.